UGACAACUGGCUGACACACACACACAACAAAUAAAUAAAAAAGUCGUAAAUGCACUUCUUGGUAAAACCAACUUUUCUUGGCAACGAAAAUCGGUACAAAACCACGCCUACGAAACGCUAACAUAUGGAAUUAUUGAAUAAACAGCAAUUCGUCCAAAGGCAAAGGCAGUAAACAUUGAAAAAAGUGCGGUAAGCGAUCAGCUGGCACGCAGGCUGUUUGUGGUAUAUUGAAGUCCAAUUGCCUGCGUGGAGCACCAAAAAUAGUGAUAAACAAAAGCCAACAAAUAUAGAAAGUUAACUGGUUACAUUCCGUUAAUACGUAUCAUCAAAAAUAGCGAUGAGUAAUAACGGCGGUGGUCGCGCUAAUGGCGUUGGACGUCGCCAAGUUGAUUGGAAUCGCUUCGGACUGGAUGAUGAUGGACCAGGCGAUGUUGUAGUCGCUAACUUUCGACAACGGGGAAAUUCUGGUGGUUUUGUGGAUUUGGGUAAUGAGUACACUUAUGCAGCGGGUGGACAUCAAGCGUCUGGACGUAAUGAGAUAUUCGCUGACGAACAGGGCGAUAAGCCAUGGUGGCGUUCGAAUUUCUUUAUCUCACAACCAGUGCUUUUCGGUACUUGGGAUGGCGUAUUUACCUCCUGCCUUAUUAAUGUAUUCGGUGUGAUUGUCUUUUUGCGUUCUGGUUGGAUUGUAGCGCAAGCGGGCAUAAUCAAUGCAGUGCUAAUUAUUUUCUGCACUGUAGUGAUUGCUUUAGUCUCAGUGCUUUCGGCCGUGGGCAUUUGUGAGCGGUGUCGUGUGGAGAGUGGCGGUGUUUAUUUCCUCAUAGCUCAUACAUUGGGCUCACGCUUUGGCGGUUCAUUGGGCUUGCUGUACUGUUUCGGACAGGCGGUUGGUUGCGCUUUAAAUGUCAUGGGUUUUGGCGAGAGUAUGGCCGGCCUUGUCGGACUGGAGGACAACAAGUGGGCGAUACGUGGAUUUGCUACAGCAGCGGUGCUGCUGCUUGGCUGCAUAAAUGUGGCUGGUGUUAAAUGGGUCAUUAAGCUACAGUUCAUAUUGCUGAUGAUACUCUUGGUAUCAGCUUUGGACUUUAUGGUGGGCAGCUUCAUAGGCGGUGAUUCAGAUAACGGGUUUGAUGGUUGGGACAGCAGCAAUUUCUGGGACAAUUUAAUGCCAAAGUAUGAGGAUGGGUAUUCCUGGUUUAGGGUGUUCGGCGUAUUCUUUCCAACUGUCACCGGCGUGCUGUCUGGCAUCAAUAUGAGCGGUGACUUGCGCGCGCCUUCCACCGAUAUACCUAAUGGCACAUUGGCGGCAUUCGGCACGUCCACUUUCCUUUACAUGGUAUUCGUGCUAUUUUUGGGGGCGACCUGUACGCGCCCUACGCUGCUUACCGAUUUCAUGAUAGCUGUGAAGGUCUCGGCAGUGCCGUUUCUACUACUCGCUGGAAUUUAUGUGUCCAGCAUGUCUUCGUGCUUGGGCGCUAUGUACGGCACACCGCGCGUAUUGCAAAGUAUAGCCAAUGAAAGCGUUAUACCCGGCAUAGAUGUGCUAGGCAAGGGUCGCGGCCCCAAUAAAGUGCCACUAUACGCUAUGGGUGUUGUAGCUGUUGUUACCGUCACAUUCAUCAUAGUGGGUGAUAUAAACUUCCUGGCGCCCAUUGUGACCAUGCCUUUCCUGCUAACAUAUGCCUGCAUUGAUUACUCCUACUUUGCUUUGGCACAAACUUUCGACAUACAAGAGCAACGCGAAGAACGCUUCCGCAUACAAGCGUCCAGCCCAUCGUAUGAGACGCGACGUUACGGUGCGACACAAUCGCCUGGACAGGAUAGCAACGAUUUGGAUUUACUAUUUCCAGAUCGUAUACGUCAUAAAAACUUACAACAAACACCACAAAAUUCACCACAUCAUGUGCCUUCAAACACCACGUCAUCUACUGCUGCUGCUCCUGCUGCUGCAGCGGCGGCGGCGAGCAAUCAUGAGACUGAAAGCAAUCAUAUCCAACAGCAACAGUAUGGCAACGAUCCAAAUGUUGUUGGUUUCCGUGACGGUUAUAAUAGCACAAACGCGCCGGAUAGCGGAUCUGCAGAGCAGACUGCUGAGGAUGAGGAGCCUAUAGCGCCCAUACGUUUGCCCAUUCACUCCAAGACGAAGAAUUGGUAUUCACCAUUCUGCAAUCGUUGGGCGUCGCUGAUGGGCACAUUUCUGAAGCUGCUCGUAAUGAUGCUCGUUAACUGGUAUUAUGCGCUCACUUGCUUUGUGGUUGUGUUCAUUGUUUGGUUCUAUGUGGGAACAGCUAAUCCAGCUGUAAAGCCAGGCUUGACAGCGGAAUUCAACUUCUUUGUGUGGCUUAAGAGCGUCAUAUUCAGAUGCUUUGGCAAGCGCAUGCACCAGUACGAACAGGUUGUAGUGACACCCACCUGUCCAGGAGUCGAUUUCUCGCCCACACAAUUGAAUGAAGAAAAUGCCGAUUUCUCGCAACGCAGUCGUUAUCAUCACUCUGCGGUGGUGGAGGGUCAUCUUAUUGAUGACGUUUGAAGUGAAUAUUAAAAGCAAUGGAGCGUACAAUAAUAUUUAUUAUAAAAACACUAAGAAAAACAAUAACACGCACUUAUAUACCCUCCAAAAUGACAACAACAAUUGGACUUAGAAACCGAAAAUGUAUUUUUGAAGCAAUAUUUUCCAUACCACAAAAAUCAAAAAAGGAAAAAUGAAUAAUAAUAAUAAAAUAAUAAAAAGAAAUUAAAGCGACAGUAGCAACAUUCCUGCUGAACCAACUUUAAAAUCUCACUAUGCCUGCUCUCCUCCACGGCUAUAAUCAAACGGAUUCAGUAUGCAAACCAGAAAACUAAAUCAACGCGCACUAACCCCACCAUACCUGGAGGCUGAAGCCGGCUUAUCGCAUUUAAAAGCUAUGCACAAAUUUGCUAAACAAGCUCCACUGACACACUUGCACUGUAAUAAUAAUUAGAAAUAGAGACAAAUUUGAUUGAUUUGUAAUCAAGCCCUUUUUGUUUUAAAAUGCCAUCCUUUUGAGUGGACUGUGUUAUUGCUAGUGUAGCGCUUUUAUUUUGUUUACUUAAAUUUCCAAUUAAUUUAAUUUUUAAAAUUCUUGGAAUUUUUUGUUUUUUGGAAUUCUUAGAAAAAAUUAAAUUUCUAUAUUUUUUCCUUCCAAGUUAAGUGCAAAUAGCACAGCAGCUUUUUAUCUUAUUGUACAUUAAAUGGAAAUUAUUUAAAUUUUAUAAAUAGCGUCUGUAAAAAUUGUAUUAAUAAGUUAUGUAUGUGUGAUUAGAAGUAUGACGGUGGAAAUUCAUAUGUAUGUUUCCUUGCGUUGCAUUUAGAAGCCUAAGCGAAACUUAAUGCGUUCGAAGGGAAGCAUAUGUGAUAUUGAGAUAAUAAGUAAAGCAACAAAAAGUUAAACAAAUGCAAAGUUAAAAUAGAAAACUAAAAAUUCAAAGAAAAAAAAAAACAAUGUUGCGCAAUGAAUGUUAAAGGAAAAAGUUAAAAAGCUCAGUGUAAAUCAAAAGCAGGAAUUAAACUAAAAAAGUAAAGAAUACGUAAAACAAAAAAAAAAAAAAAUACUACCAUGAUUUAGAAAAGUGUUCUCUGUAUUUUCCUAUUUAUUUAUUUUAAGUACAUUUUGCACUUAUUUUCAAACACUUGACUUAUAAAUACAAUAUUUCAUCGAUAUGUUAAAAAAAAACGUAGUUACUCAUGUACCAUUUUGCAUUUUGGAUAUGUAUGCGUAGUACAUAUAAGACAUUGCAAAAAAAAAAAAACAACAACAAAAACACAAAAAUACUUUCCAAAUGCCUUAAUAACUAUAUUUAGAUAUUAUGUAACUUCUUUUAUGUUCCAAAAAGAGAAAAAAAAAACUAAAACUUUGCUAGCUUAAACUUCUGCUGAAAGUAUAACUCCACAAAAAAAAAAAAUCUAA
Messenger RNA from Anastrepha ludens (Mexican fruit fly), 3929 nucleotides. RefSeq names its product solute carrier family 12 member 8. Bases 338 to 2530 code for a protein of 730 amino acids. Gene Ontology annotation, molecular function: potassium:chloride symporter activity. Gene Ontology annotation, cellular component: membrane. Gene Ontology annotation, biological process: chloride ion homeostasis; cell volume homeostasis; potassium ion import across plasma membrane. The record is from RefSeq and is a predicted model, not a curated record. The transcript is spliced from 7 exons. NCBI's taxonomy places the organism in Eukaryota, Metazoa, Arthropoda, Insecta, Diptera, Tephritidae.